CUUUCGAUUCGCUCGCGACUUGUCAGCGAUGGAGCUCCAAGCGGGCCACGAACUGCUAUUGGUACCUUAAACUGUGGACUCGUAUGUGGACCAAUGGCGUCAUCGGAAUGGUGCCAGUGGUGCCAGGAGCGCGCUGUGCCGAGGAACUUUGCUCAACUUCACUCCUUCCACACCGCUAGCAUCUUAUGUCUGGAUAUACGGACGAACACCGGAGCAACUCAAAUCCCCUCUUGCAAUCCUAUUGUACCUAUAGAUUGCGGUCCUUGAACAAAGACUAAGCGCCCGGCCUACCCCUCCUGCUCGCAAGGGACGACCCGACAUCGAACGUUGUGCCUCACAUGCGUAGGAAUUGCUUUAUAAUCAAGUGCUUUGAAAUCUACCCCUGAAUUCUUAACAUCAAGAGACUUCCCCUUGAUCUCCCCGCUCCUAUCACGAUGUCAGGCCAACAGACCCGCCAAUGGAUCCUCGCAAACCCCCCAACAAAGGACCCCAUCCUCAGCGGCCCCAACGCAACCUUCAACCUCGAAACCACCACCCUGCCCUCCCCAGGAGCCAACCAAGUCCUCGUCAAGACGCUCUACCUCUCCAACGACCCGGCCCAACGCGCCUGGAUCCAGCUCAACACCGACCCGGCGCGCCUCUACACCACGCCCGUCACGAAAGGCGAGGUCAUGCGCGCCUUCGGCGUGUGCGAGGUCGUGGAGUCCAACGCGCCGAACCUCAAGCCGGGGCAGCUGGUGUCCUGCGUGCCCGGCUGGAGCGAGUACGCCGUCCUCGACGCGAAGGAUUGCCGGCCUAUUCAGCCCGACGAGAAAGCAGGCAUCAGACCUACGCACUUCAUCGGCGCGCUCGGCGGGCCUGGGCUCACCGCGUAUUACGGCCUCGUCGACGUCGUGCGCGCGCAGCCCGAGGAUGCCGUCGUAGUUUCUGGCGCUGCGGGCGCGACUGGGAACAUGGUGGUCCAGAUCGCAAAGCACAUCGUGGGCUGCCGCAGAGUGAUUGGGAUCGCGGGCGGGGAGGCGAAGUGCCGCUGGGUAGAAUCGCUGGGCGCGGACAUCUGCGUCGACUACAAAGCGCCCGAUUUCAAAGAGCAGUUGUGGAAAGCGACGGAGGGCUUCGUAGAGAUUUACUUCGACAACGUCGGCGGCGACAUUCUGGACCUGAUGCUGAAGCGCGUCAAGCGCUUCGGACGGAUCGCGGCGUGCGGCGCUAUCGCAAGGUACAAUGACCCUGAGGCGGGCGGGCUGAAGAACUGGAUGGAGAUUAUUGUCAACAGGAUAGAGGUCAGGGGAUUCAUUGUAACGGACGCGAUCACGGCGGGCAAGUCUGGGCCCAUGGUGCAGAAGAUUGUGGAGAAGAUUAAGGAGGGGAAGAUCAAGAUUGGCGAGGAUAGCGAGACGGUGGUGCCGACGAGGUUUGAGGAUGUGCCGAAGACGUGGAGGAUGCUUUUCGAGGGGGGCAAUCAGGGGAAGUUGGUUACGGAGAUCAAGGGGUGAAAGGGGAUGCUGACUGAUGUUUCGCGGGAAGUAUGGAACUGGAUGUCUGGGGGGUGAGUUGAAGUGGACCGUGAAGAUAGUACAGAGGCUUUUUCCUGUGCUAUAGAAAAUUGGUAGUUAGGCGAUGCCCUUUCCAUGCAGAUGUUCGCACGCCAUCGUACCUGACCAUCAU
This is a messenger RNA of Trematosphaeria pertusa, 1668 nucleotides long. RefSeq names its product NAD(P)-binding protein. The coding region runs from base 435 to 1496 and encodes 353 amino acids. Gene Ontology annotation, molecular function: oxidoreductase activity, acting on the CH-CH group of donors, NAD or NADP as acceptor. Lineage: Eukaryota; Fungi; Ascomycota; Dothideomycetes; Pleosporales; Trematosphaeriaceae. The record is from RefSeq and is a predicted model, not a curated record. The transcript is spliced from 2 exons.